UCCCCGCCUGGUCUCCACCUAAAGAGAAAGGACAGUGGAUUUUCUAAAUUAAGGGGAGAAAAGGUGAGGGGGACUUUCAAGAGAGGGAGGAGCGGCCACAACCGAAAAAUAUCCGAUUCUUUCCUGCCCACUGCCGGAGUAUUAACUGCCAGGCGUGUGGUGUUAAAGGAGAAAAUUAAAUAGAAAGCCAAGUUGACCGAGGAGAGACUGGGAGGUUUCCGGAUGCCGGGAAGGAAGGUUGUCCCUGUCUGCGUUUCCACCAGUGUGAAGAUUUGGAGGCGCCUCUAGUACGAGGUGUUUUUUUUUUUGGACCCGCCACCCUCCUUCUGCUCCCAUUGAAAGGAAACGCCGGCUAGCAGGGAAGUCCAGGAAAAGCCUCUGGACUUGGGUGCGUCGCAAUCCUUAGCUUUGGAUUUUAAGGACCUGACCAAGAAUUAACAGCGUUUCCAGUUAGGGAAUUUGAUGGAGAUGGUUUCAAGAUGUAGAACUCUUAUGUAUGAAGUGUCCUAAUGAAGUUGGAGCAUCUACGGUGAAAUUGCUUCAUGUAUUGAACUUGGAGUGCCACUGAAAUGCUAUAUCAUGAGCUUCUUGUGCUUCUAAUGUGUCCAGUUAAUGUUUUAUCAUAAAAGCCGUGAAGCAAGAUUGUGAUAAGAAGCUCAAAACAGAGCACUGCAAGUGGCAACCACCAGCAUGAGACCAUCAAGCCAAUCUGGAAGAUGACUAGAUUCCCUGAUGAGAGGUGCUGACUGUGGAAUCUUCUAGACUAUGGGGCAAAACUUUGAAUGCUGAUGUCUGGAAGUCCUGGUGAGAUGAGAAACACAGAAUGCAGCUUCCAAGGUUCAUUUCAAGCACUUGGCUUGUGGGACGCUGAGAGACGCUGCUGCCCAUGACAUGUUGGAAUUAUCAUGAUCAGCUAUCCAGUCUGGAUUUCACCCAGUGGUCAAGAGCUCUGCAUGGUGGACAGCAAGGGUUGGAAUUUCAAAAAGAGUAAACCAGGCUCCUGACCAAGGUGUAGACUAAGCGGUGGAGUCAUGCUUCACACGGCCGUAUCAUGUUGGCAGCCAUUCCUGGGUCUGGCUGUGGUGUUAGUCUUCAUGGGAUCCACCAUCGGCUGCCCUGCUCGCUGCGAGUGCUCUGCCCAAAACAAAUCUGUUAGCUGCCACAGAAGGCGACUGAUCGCCAUCCCAGAGGGCAUUCCCAUCGAGACCAAAAUCUUGGAUCUCAGUAAGAACAGACUAAAAAGCGUCAACCCUGAAGAAUUCAUAUCGUACCCUCUGCUGGAGGAGAUAGACUUGAGUGACAACAUCAUCGCCAAUGUGGAGCCAGGAGCAUUUAACAAUCUCUUUAACCUGCGUUCUCUCCGCCUCAAGGGUAAUCGCCUGAAGUUGGUCCCUUUGGGGGUAUUCACUGGGCUGUCCAACCUCACCAAGCUUGACAUUAGUGAGAAUAAGAUUGUCAUUUUGCUGGACUACAUGUUCCAGGAUCUGCAUAACCUGAAGUCUCUGGAAGUGGGGGACAAUGAUCUGGUUUAUAUAUCACACAGGGCCUUCAGUGGGCUGCUUAGCCUGGAGCAGCUCACUCUGGAGAAAUGCAAUCUAACAGCAGUACCAACUGAAGCCCUCUCCCACCUCCGCAGCCUCAUCAGUCUGCAUUUGAAGCAUCUCAGUAUCAACAAUAUGCCCGUGUAUGCCUUUAAAAGACUGUUCCACCUGAAACACCUAGAGAUUGACUAUUGGCCUUUGCUAGACAUGAUGCCUGCCAAUAGCCUCUAUGGUCUCAACCUCACCUCACUGUCCAUCACCAACACCAACCUGUCUACUGUACCCUUCCUAGCCUUUAAACACCUGGUGUAUCUGACCCACCUUAACCUCUCCUACAAUCCCAUCAGCACUAUUGAAGCAGGCAUGUUCUCGGACUUGAUCCGCCUUCAGGAGCUUCAUAUAGUGGGCGCCCAGCUGCGCACCAUUGAGCCUCACUCCUUCCAAGGGCUCCGUUUUCUUCGCGUGCUCAACGUGUCUCAGAACCUACUGGAAACUUUGGAAGAGAAUGCCUUCUCCUCCCCUAGGGCUUUGGAGGUCCUGAGCAUUAACAACAACCCACUGGCCUGUGACUGCCGCCUCCUCUGGAUCCUGCAGCGGCACCCCACCCUGCAGUUCGGGGGCCAGCAGCCCAUGUGUGCUGGCCCGGACACCAUUCGCGAGCGUUCAUUCAAGGAUUUCCACAGUACCGCCCUUUCUUUUUACUUUACCUGCAAAAAGCCCAAAAUCCGCGAAAAGAAGUUGCAGCACCUGCUGGUGGAUGAAGGGCAGACGGUCCAGCUCGAAUGCAGUGCUGAUGGAGACCCGCAGCCUGUCAUUUCCUGGGUGACACCUCGAAGGCGUUUUAUCACCACCAAGUCCAACGGAAGAGCCACCGUGCUGGGGGACGGCACCCUGGAAAUCCGCUUCGCCCAAGAUCAAGACAGUGGGAUAUACGUUUGCAUCGCUAGCAAUGCUGCUGGCAAUGACACCUUCACGGCCUCCUUGACUGUGAAGGGAUUCACUUCAGACCGCUUCCUUUAUGCGAACAGGACCCCUAUGUACAUGACCGACUCCAACGACACCAUUUCUAAUGGCACCAAUGCCAAUACUUUCUCCCUGGACCUUAAAACAAUACUGGUGUCUACAGCUAUGGGCUGUUUCACAUUCCUGGGAGUGGUUUUAUUUUGUUUUCUCCUCCUUUUCGUAUGGAGCCGAGGGAAAGGCAAGCACAAAAACAGCAUUGACCUCGAGUAUGUACCUCGAAAAAACAACGGUGCUGUUGUGGAAGGGGAGGUGGCUGCACCCAGACGGUUCAACAUGAAAAUGAUUUGAGGGUCGACCAUUCACACCACCAUCUCUGUGUCAUUGUUGGUAACCAGGAGGCGGCCUGGCACAGUAAAUGACUAGGUUACAAGGCAGCUGAGUGCAGCUGCCCCUGUGUCAAAGCAGGGUCCUUGGAAAGAGGAGGACUUCUUGUGGAGACUCCCCACCUCCAGGCAGGCAGCCAUGUGUCAGAGCCCUUCACAGUGGGAUACUAAUUGUUUGCAUUGCAAAUAUUGGCAUUCUGGGGAUCUCAGUAAUGAACCUGAACCUUUGGCUCAUGCUCAUGGACAAUUAUUCAGCAUUUUCUACCACUGCAAAACAACAGGAAAAAAUAAAAUAAAAAGAACCACCUACAAUGUAGGAUUCACAUAUUAAAAAGACACAUUUGUCUAAAACAUACUCUACAGAAAAAUUUGUAUCUAUGAUUACCAUUUGUUAAAGGUUUGCAUCAUACCAUACUGUUGGUUCAGUACCACAGAGAAAUCAAUAUAUUCUUUAUUCUUUUUUUUAAACAUAUAUGCUGUAUAUGUUUUAAAGCAAUAUGAAUGAGAGGUUGUGCUUUUAGUUACUCACCACAAUAGACCCCAGUGUGAUUUCACCUUCCUUUCCAUACAGAUAACCCUGAGACUAGAUCCCUGGAGUUAUGGGCAGCGAGAUGUUGAAGAUGCACUUGUCUGAUGUAGGUGCCAAGAAACAGGACCCGAGGCAAAACUGCUCAGCUCUGUUAACUUCUGUUACUAUAAUAAAGGCAUGUGCCUAGUUUUGAUACAGAAUGGAAUAUUUUUUAUACUUGUGAUAUCACACUGGACCAGUUUACUGUAAUAAAGCCCUUGGUUUCUCCAGACAGUGGUGUGCCACUAUUAGUCCCUGGGAGAUGCAAGGGUCUUCCUUCAUCUUGACGUCAAGACUUUUAUUUUCACGUCCGGGACUGUGCUCAGAGGCUGUUUGGUAACACAGAAUAUGUCUUGAGAUGUUCUGGGAAAGAAAAUAAAGUAUAUUUUCAACUGGAAAGACCUAAAGUAAGGUUGGAGGGAGAUACUUAAGUAUUUAAACCUGUUUCCUUUAUUACCAAUUUUUGUAGUUGCCAUUACUGAAGAAUCAGUUGUGCUCGCUGUAACAUCAGUGAUUUUUUUUUUUCAUGUUCCCUACAUCCUAGUCACCUUGACAUAGCCCACAUGAGCUAUUCCAAAUGGCAUUUGUGACAUGUGAACCAAGUAACAAAACCUUUGGGGUCAAAGCCAUUUAUUCUUUUCAGUUUUUAGGCAAAUAUUUAAUCUUAUUUAUUACUGAGAGUAAGAUCCUGGAAUCAUGGCCUAUGGCACUAGCAAAACAGGGUCUGAUUUUUCCAUUAACUUUCCAGCAUUGGCUAUGAGAACGGCCCCCUUUCUCCUGAAAUCUUUGAUUUCUGAUUGAGCAGAUGGAGUUAUUCUGCCUGUAGGUGUGGGGAGCCUGAAAGGCUUGGUCAGGCACCAGAGUGCGUUUCCAAGUACUUGGGCAAACUCCUGACACAAACCUCUCAGAUUUUCUUCCUUUUAUUCCUUACUCCCUUAAGAAAGAAAAAGAAAAAAAAAACAUAACCAAGACAGUGGCCCUCAUUCCUCAUUCUCACUCUGACAAAAGUAUGACAAUGCAGAAGGGACAGAUUCAUACUCUCAGUCUAUAAGAUCAACAUGAUAGAGAUUUGCCAUCAUGUUUUGCCGUUAUUUAACAAAAACUGGGUCUUGGGGCCGUCUAAACUGGUCACAGAAACUAGGAUUUGAAUGAAUUAAUGACAGGUUUUCAAAUCUGAAGUUAGUUUGUCGGUUUUGGAUGCAGUAAAAUGCAACUGCCUAUUUUCUUAAAAAAAAAAAAAAAAGAGAAUGUAAAGCUCACAGAUAAGAAUUUACAACAGAUUAUUUAGGAUAAAGUGUCCAUGGGGAAAAAAGAACUUUGUAACAGUUUUACUUUUCUAAAACAGGCCUGGAUCUGCUGGUCCUCUUGAUCAUAUUCCCGUAUUUCAGAAUAGUUCAGAAUAUGGGAAUUGGGUCAAGACAUUCUUUGUGUUCAAUUGUCCUCCCGUUUGCAAAGGUCUUUAGUACUUCUGCUUUCUUGCCUCAUUCUCCCUGGAGGAUCACUGAAUAAGGAGGACAUAAAGAGCAGGGACUGCUAAGUCCCUGAGACAGUCCACAGAGAGGAAAGCUCUGCAGCCCCCUCACAUUUGAGCCUGCUUUCCUGAUUCCACAAUUGAUGUGAUCCCUCCUCCCGCUCUGCUUUCCUUCCCUGAAGUCCCCUCCCGGCCCCUGUCAUACCUCAUCAAUGAGGCUCUCUCCAGGGAUGAGUCUUCUUUCAUUGGUACUCAAAAAUUCUUGGGUAACUGUUAAACUGGAAAUUGCUUAAAAAAAAAAAAAAAACCUCCAGCCUAUCUCACACAACACUUUAAAAGUUAAGACUUACCAUUCACAUAAUCACAAGCUGACAGCAAUCUGCAGGUUGAGUGAUUCUGAUUUUUUUCUCCCUUCUAGAAGCAGGUGGGUUGAUAUAAUGCCAACCUGAAAUAGAAGCUUUAUUUAUAGCCUUAGCAGAAUGAGCAAAGAGCUGGCAUAAUCAAGAGUGUACUGCAUAUUUAAGAAGGUUUUACCUUUAAUAUGCAAAAUAGCCAUUAGAAGACAACAAAAAAUGCAAAUGUACAUUCUACUAAAUUGGUUAACUAUAUUAACUACAAUAAAGUUUGAAAAAUAACUUC
This is a messenger RNA of Condylura cristata (star-nosed mole), 5565 nucleotides long. It is a transcript of the gene LINGO2, whose product is annotated as leucine rich repeat and Ig domain containing 2. Bases 1032 to 2852 code for a protein of 606 amino acids. Gene Ontology annotation, cellular component: plasma membrane. Gene Ontology annotation, molecular function: protein binding. The record is from RefSeq and is a predicted model, not a curated record. Lineage: Eukaryota; Metazoa; Chordata; Mammalia; Eulipotyphla; Talpidae. The transcript has 9 exons.